AUGUUGGCAGCACGAACUGGAUCUUCAGGAACCAAACCUGAUGAAAUCUCCAAGUUAAGAAAAUAUUCUCUUAAUUCUCUGAACAAGGAGAGGCGGAAGUUUUCUCUGGACAUUAGAAAUAGAACAGCAAUCCAAAUACGGCAGAGGUUUCAAAGAUUGGCUAUUGUACGUGCAUUGGAAACAAACCAGUACCUGAAAGAAUAUGAUUUAUCACUUGAAGAUACUGUAGCCUAUCAGACUGGAAUGGUUUACAGGAACCUGGGAAAAUCAGGACUUCGAGUAUCUUGCUUAGGACUUGGAACCUGGGUGACGUUUGGAGGUCAGAUCUCAGAUGAGGUAGCUGAGCAGCUAAUGACAAUUGCCUAUGAACAUGGAAUUAAUCUGUUUGAUACAGCAGAGGUGUAUGCAGCUGGCAAGGCGGAAGUCAUACUCGGAAACAUCAUCAAAAAAAAGGGUUGGAGACGAUCAAGCUUGGUGAUAACAACGAAGCUAUACUGGGGAGGAAAGGCUGAGACUGAAAGAGGCCUUUCUCGAAAACAUAUUAUUGAAGGUUUAAAGGCCUCUCUGCAGAGAAUGCAGCUUGAAUAUGUUGAUGUUGUCUUUGCCAAUCGACCAGACACCAACACUCCAAUGGAAGAGAUUGUCCGGGCAAUGACAUACGUGAUAAACCAAGGAAUGGCCAUGUAUUGGGGAACAUCCCGUUGGAGUGCCAUGGAGAUUAUGGAGGCCUACUCCGUGGCAAGACAGUUCAAUUUGAUCCCUCCAAUCUGUGAGCAAGCGGAAUAUCAUAUUUUCCAGAGGGAAAAAAUUGAGGUCCAACUACCUGAGCUUUAUCACAAAAUUGGAGUUGGGGCAAUGACCUGGUCUCCCCUUGCCUGUGGAAUCAUCAGUGGAAAGUAUGAUAUUGGAGUACCUGACAGUUCAAGGGCUUCAUUAAAGUGUUAUCAGUGGUUAAAGGACAAAAUUAUCAGUGAAGAAGGAAGAAGACAGCAGGCAAAGCUAAAGGAUCUCACUCCAAUUGUGGAGCGGCUGAGCUGCACAUUACCCCAGUUAGCAAUAGCUUGGUGUCUGCGCAAUGAGGGUGUAAGUUCAGUUCUCCUGGGGGCCUCCAAUACAGAACAGCUUACUGAAAACCUAGGCGCCAUACAGGUUCUCUCAAAGUUGACAUCACAGAUUGUGAACGAGAUUGACAGCAUACUUGGCAACAAACCACUAAGCAAGAAGGACUACCGAUCCUAACUUAAAGAUGCAUGAUGAAUACUGGGACUGCAUGAUGAAAGUGGCACUCUUUACUUGCUGGACCACUGUCUGGCUGUGAAUCUAAAGCUGUUUACUAUUGAAUUCCCACAGGUGCAUGCUUAUGCAGUGAAAGGUGUACCCUUAAAACAGAAGCACAUUCUACAAUCACCCAGAUCAAGGUGGUUCCUGCAGUCUUCUAUUCACCCAAACUGUACACUGAACUAUUUGCUUAUAACAAAAAUAAACAUAAACACAUUCAUAGCUUGUGUACUUUUGGAAUCUGAAUUCCAGUACCAAGUUUAAACAAUCAUUCCUCCCAACUGAACCUCAUCCAGUGAAUUAUAGAUCACAGGCAUGAACAUGUAAUGGCUUGCAUUAUGCUGGAACUUGCUGAUUUUUUUUAGGACUAGUGUCUUAAUGUGUUUACAUAGUAAAUUGGAAUCCAAAGAAGCAUUUAGGAUGUUUUAUUUCAGGUUACAAAAUAUACUGGAAACAAUUACUCGUUUUAACCUGUUCCAGACUAAUCAAGUACAUUUAUAUAAAAUCACUAAAUACAUGUUAAACCACAUUGCUUGUUUUGGCAAACACAAUUGCCUUUUUCAGAAAGCAGCAAUUGCUUUAUGAAUGGUCCCUAAACCUGAACUUCUUCGGUUACAUAAAUGUCUAAUUUUUGAUUAUUCAUUGGUUGGGAGUUAGGAGAGAGCAGUAGGGGAUAAAGGGAAUGUGGUCAGAUUGGUUGAAUCUGACAAUUUGAGUUUCAAGAGGCUAUAUAUCAGCAUUUCAACUCUUCACCACAUGCACCAAACUUAGACAGCAACCAGUUCACAGGGGACACUAAUUUAGGAAAUAAAGUAAGUUCGGUCAAACGAAGAUGGAAGUUUAAAGUUCCAAUGACAGAUUAAGUGAGGAAAAACAAUGGAACAACUAGUGAACCAUGGGAAGUGAAAGGUAAUCCAUUUUGGACUCAAGACAAAUUAGAAUACUUUCUCAUUGGCUAGAGACCAGAUAUUCUGGAGAAAAGUGAAGGGUACAGACACAUAAAUCAUUAAAAAUCAAUGUACAAGUACACCAAGUAGUCAAAAAGGCUAAUGGACUGUUGGUGUAUCAUAAGCGUUGUAAUACUUUUCUUCCUCCAUUUUGUACCAGCUGUCAAACAA
This is a messenger RNA of Rhincodon typus (whale shark), 2396 nucleotides long. It is a transcript of the gene kcnab1a, whose product is annotated as potassium voltage-gated channel subfamily A regulatory beta subunit 1a. Gene Ontology annotation, cellular component: voltage-gated potassium channel complex; juxtaparanode region of axon; membrane. The transcript has 14 exons. Gene Ontology annotation, biological process: transmembrane transport; potassium ion transport; negative regulation of delayed rectifier potassium channel activity. Gene Ontology annotation, molecular function: transmembrane transporter binding; potassium channel regulator activity; voltage-gated potassium channel activity. The record is from RefSeq and is a predicted model, not a curated record. The coding region runs from base 1 to 1239 and encodes 412 amino acids. NCBI's taxonomy places the organism in Eukaryota, Metazoa, Chordata, Chondrichthyes, Orectolobiformes, Rhincodontidae.